This is a messenger RNA of Salvia hispanica, 1360 nucleotides long. RefSeq names its product UDP-arabinopyranose mutase 1-like. NCBI's taxonomy places the organism in Eukaryota, Viridiplantae, Streptophyta, Magnoliopsida, Lamiales, Lamiaceae. Gene Ontology annotation, molecular function: UDP-arabinopyranose mutase activity. Gene Ontology annotation, cellular component: cytosol; plant-type cell wall; Golgi apparatus. Gene Ontology annotation, biological process: UDP-L-arabinose metabolic process; plant-type cell wall organization or biogenesis. The record is from RefSeq and is a predicted model, not a curated record.
GCAAGGUACUCCCACCCUUUCAGCCAUCCCCCCACACCCGCUCAUCUUCUUCCCUUUUAAUAAACACAUAAAUCUCACAUCACCACUUCCCCUUCCUACACACACACACACACACUCUUCACUCUCUCUUUUUCUCUGAUCCUCCGCCAUGGCCACCUCGACGGCGCCCCUGAAAGACGAGCUAGACAUCGUGAUACCGACCAUCCGAAACCUCGACUUCCUAGAGAUGUGGAGACCCUUCCUCCAGCCUUACCACCUCAUCAUCGUCCAAGACGGCGACCCUUCCAAGACCAUCAGAGUCCCCGACGGCUUCCACUACGACCUCUACAACCGCAACGACAUCAACCGCAUCCUCGGCCCCAGGGCCUCCUGCAUCUCCUUCAAGGACUCCGCCUGCCGCUGCUUCGGCUACAUGGUCUCCAAGAAGAAAUACAUCUUCACCAUCGAUGACGACUGCUUCGUUGCAAGCGACCCUUCAGGCAAACCGAUCAACGCACUAGACCAACACAUCAAGAAUCUCUUGUGCCCGUCAACCCCUCUCUUCUUCAACACGCUGUACGACCCCUUUAGGGAGGGAGCCGACUUCGUCCGGGGAUACCCUUUCAGCCUCAGAGAAGGCGUCCCCACCGCCGUCUCUCAUGGCCUCUGGCUCAACAUCCCUGAUUACGACGCCCCAACGCAGCUCGUCAAGCCACGCGAGAGAAACACCAGGUAUGUGGAUGCAGUGAUGACGAUACCAAAGGGCACCCUGUUCCCCAUGUGCGGGAUGAAUCUAGGGUUCGACCGCGACCUCAUCGGGCCGGCCAUGUACUUCGGCCUCAUGGGAGACGGACAGCCCAUCGGCCGCUACGACGACAUGUGGGCUGGUUGGUGCAUCAAGGUGAUCUGUGAUCAUUUGGGAUUGGGAGUGAAGACAGGGCUGCCCUACAUUUGGCACAGUAAAGCUAGCAAUCCCUUUGUGAAUCUGAGAAAAGAGUACAAUGGGAUAUUCUGGCAAGAAGAGAUCAUCCCUUUCUUCCAGUCAGCCACGCUUUCGAAGGACUCAACUAGUGUGCAGAAGUGCUACAUCGAGCUAGCCAAACAGGUCAAGGAGAAGCUCGGCAAAAUCAACCCCUAUUUUGCCAAGCUGGCCGAUGCAAUGGAGACGUGGAUUCAGGCGUGGGAUGAUCUCAAUCCACCUACCAAGCAUGCUCCUACUGCUAAGCCUAAGUGAUCAUGUUUACUCUACAAAUAUCCUCAUUUUUGUUAUUCCUCUGAUUUUGUACUCUAGGCUACUAGGUCAUGCAAGGGAGUGUUACAUAUUUUUAUGAUUUGAAAAAUAAUAUAAGAAACACUAGCAUAUAUCUUAACCAAUUAAUAC